Messenger RNA from Acanthochromis polyacanthus (spiny chromis), 863 nucleotides. RefSeq names its product ATP synthase membrane subunit c locus 1 (gene atp5mc1). Lineage: Eukaryota; Metazoa; Chordata; Actinopteri; Pomacentridae. The record is from RefSeq and is a predicted model, not a curated record. The transcript is spliced from 5 exons. The coding region runs from base 143 to 556 and encodes 137 amino acids. Gene Ontology annotation, biological process: proton motive force-driven ATP synthesis; proton transmembrane transport. Gene Ontology annotation, molecular function: proton transmembrane transporter activity.
CCAAUGGGCGUUUAGGACGUAGACGGAGAGCUUAUAAAUGACAAGGUGACAGUCUGUUCCAUCCUACAUUCAUUGACUGCCGCUGUGUGCGAGAGCAGCUAACUGCGGACCCUCCGAAAACCGUAACUUACCGGUUCCAGCCAUGUAUGCCUGCGCAAAGUUUGUCACUUCUCCCGCUGUGCUCCGUGGGGGGUCCAGAGUCCUCGCCCGGCCGGUCUCCGUCUCCCUCUUCAACAGACCUGAAGCCACAGUGGAGCAGCAGGCCCUGUUGCCAGUCAGCCAGUCUGCAGUCCUGACCCGCUCCUUCCAGACCAGCGCCGUCUCCCGGGACAUCGACACUGCCGCCAAGUUCAUCGGUGCUGGUGCUGCCACGGUGGGCGUGGCCGGCUCAGGAGCUGGAAUCGGAACAGUGUUCGGCAGCCUCAUCAUCGGCUAUGCCAGGAACCCCUCCCUGAAGCAGCAGCUCUUCUCCUACGCCAUCCUGGGCUUCGCUCUGUCUGAGGCUAUGGGUCUCUUCUGUCUGAUGGUGGCGUUCCUCAUCCUGUUCGCCAUGUAAACCUGGAAACACACCACACCUCUCCCCUCCACUUACUGCCCCGCUACUCCCCUCUGCUCCCUUCUCUCUCCCUCCCUUCCCUUCCACCCGGAGGGGGGGUUUCCAGAACGGGAACUCUGAACGAGCUGAUAGGCCAUUCCAAUCAAUGGAGAAAAUAUUAAAAGGAAAAAUAUUUACAUCUGAGGUUAGCAGAUCUCCAAUCCUUCAUUUUUAUGUUCCUACACUUAUGUUUGUUUUUUGGAAGUUUUAUGUAAGACCUCACUUCGGUUGAAAUCUGUCCAGAAUAAAUGGUUGGGAUAACUAAGAA